Messenger RNA from Uranotaenia lowii, 1812 nucleotides. RefSeq names its product retinol dehydrogenase 11-like. Bases 437 to 1486 code for a protein of 349 amino acids. The transcript has 6 exons. The record is from RefSeq and is a predicted model, not a curated record. NCBI's taxonomy places the organism in Eukaryota, Metazoa, Arthropoda, Insecta, Diptera, Culicidae.
UAUUGUAGUAACAGCAGCACUAAUAAAUAACGCCGUUUGCGUAUCGAAACUUUUGCCGCCGCGGUUUUUUUUCUGUGCUGUUCCACACUAUUAUCUACUUCCGGUUCUGGAAACUUGCCUUCCGGAUGUUGAGCAGCCCCCCUGGUGGAAGAGGGUCCAUGGAGCUGCUGUACGUUGUGGCCGGUGACUAGAAGGGGCCCCGCACUUGGACCACCCACGAUCGAAACCUUUUUUUUGUUUCCUUAUUUCUCAUUCCGGACCGGUUGCUGUCCCGGCUGCCAAAGUGAUUCCGGCACUGCACGACCUAGCCGCUUCGGCAGCUUCUGUUGCAUCCGACUCCUCCUCCGGGCCGACGCGAAUACGCAAGAUUGAGCUCCUCAACGGCACACGUGGCCGGACCGUGGUCAUAGUAGCGGCCGGAUUCGAUGGGCACACGAUGGUCGCCAAGUACGACGAUACCUUCAUGAUCGUCAGCAUCUGUCUGGCCGCUGGCAUCAUCACCUUCGCGCUCAUCUACUUUCUCAGAAAAUACUUUCAAGGUGGCCAGUUUAAAAACAAAGACAUUCGAUUAGAGCCCAAAGUUGUCAUCAUCACAGGUGCCAACUCCGGUAUUGGAAAAGAGACUGCAAUAGAAUGUGCCAAACGAGGUGCCUGGGUCUACAUGGGCUGCCGGGACGUCAACCGGAUGGAGAAAGCCCGGCAGGAGAUCCUGGACGCAUCCGGUAGCCAGAAUGUGUUUGCCCUGGAGCUGGAUCUGGCUUCGUUUGAGUCGAUUAGAAAAUUUGUUAGAACGUUCCUAAGCAUGGAGCGAAGGCUCCACGUGCUGAUCAACAACGCGGGGGUGAUGGCCUGUCCCAAGGACUACACCAAGGAUGGGUUCGAGCUGCAUUUCGGAACCAACCAUCUGGGUCACUUCCUGCUCACCAAUCUCCUGUUGGAUAUACUUAAGAAAACGGCCCCGAGCCGGAUCAUCACGGUGGCCAGUUUGGGCCACAAGUGGGGCCGCAUAGAUAAGGACGAUAUCAAUAGUGAAAAAGAUUACGACAAAUGGGCCGCGUACACGCAGAGCAAGCUGUGUAAUGUCCUAUUUUCGCGGCAUCUGGCCAAAAGGUUAAGGGGAACUGGAGUGCAUACCUACUGCGUGCAUCCGGGCACGGUCGACACUGAACUGCUGCGGUACUUCAACAAAUGCUUGAGAAUUUUCCUGAAGCCGCUGAUGUGGAUAUUCUUCAAAUCGCCCAAAUCGGGAGCCCAAACGACGCUGUUCUGCGCCAUGGAACCGUCGAUCGCGAGCCACACCGGCAAGUAUUACAGCGACUGUAAGCUCAAGGAACCGGAACCGCACGGCAAGGAUGACGCCAUGGCCGAAUGGCUCUGGAACAUCAGCGAAAAGCUGACCGGGCUGGGGCACAACAACAGCAGCAGUCAUCAUCAUCUGCAACCGCACCACGGGGCCCACAGUAAAAAGAAGGAAACGGUAUCAUAGACGUCGUCAUUGUUCGUUUGUGUAUUGCGCUGCUGGUGUUGCACAAUUUCGCAGUCGUUGACGGGUUCAAUGUAACUUCUUGCAUCAGAAAAAAAAGCAAAGUGAGUGCGGAAACACGUGAAUGCAGCCGAGUUUUCGCAUGGUUCCUGGAUGAAAACAAAAACACAUUGCGGCCUUUGACAACUUUAGGAAGAACAUUAUAAUUUUUAAAAACCAUACAUAAAUUCAGGGAAAAUUUCCGCUAUGCUGAAGUUUUCGAUGAAGAAACCAAACCUAUUUAUGAUUAUUAUAUUCAGUGGCUUAAAUAUAACUCAAGUUAGAAGUGA